AUGGCCUCCCUUACAGGUCUGAAUGAUGGUUCUGGCUGUUCACAGUCCAGCCUGACUGAAGUAAUACAAAAUCUUGCAGCCACUAAAUCCUUCAAAGUCAACCAAUCGCAAAAUAUUCUCUAUAUGGCGAUUGAGACAAUAAAGGAACUGGCUCCUUCCCUGCUGGAUGUAAAGAACUUAUCCCUUACCGAUGGCGAACCCAAGGCCAUUGACCAAGAGCUGUUUAAACUCUCAUCCCUGGAUCCUCCCCACGCGGCCUUGGUGAAUAAAUUCUGGCAUUUCGGUGGCAAUGAGAGGAGCCAGAGAUUCAUCGAGCGCUGCAUCCGGAGCUUCCCCACCUUCUGCCUGCUGGGGCCCGAGGGGACCCCUGUGUCCUGGUCCCUGAUGGACCAGACGGGAGAGAUGCGGAUGGGAGGCACCAUACCUGAGUAUCGGGCCCAUGGUCUCGUCACCUACGUUAUCCAUUGCCAAUCCCAGGCUCUGAUCAAACAUGGCUUUCCCGUAUAUUCUCAUGUAGACAAGAAAAACAAAAUUAUGCAGAAAAUGAGUCACAGUCUGAAUCACAUCCCUGUGCCCUGUGACUGGAACCAAUGGAACUGUGUACCACUGUGAAGCAGCCCUGACCCGAAGACAGUGUGGGAUGGGCCUGAGGAUGCGGCUGGAGGAGCCGAUGGGUAGGUGGAG
Hippopotamus amphibius kiboko is the source of this 684-nucleotide messenger RNA. Its product is annotated as glycine N-acyltransferase-like. Gene Ontology annotation, molecular function: glycine N-acyltransferase activity; glycine N-benzoyltransferase activity. Gene Ontology annotation, biological process: glycine metabolic process. The record is from RefSeq and is a predicted model, not a curated record. The transcript has 3 exons. The coding region runs from base 1 to 612 and encodes 203 amino acids. Gene Ontology annotation, cellular component: mitochondrion. Lineage: Eukaryota; Metazoa; Chordata; Mammalia; Artiodactyla; Hippopotamidae.